This is a messenger RNA of Amaranthus tricolor (Joseph's coat), 3105 nucleotides long. Its product is annotated as O-fucosyltransferase 27-like. Lineage: Eukaryota; Viridiplantae; Streptophyta; Magnoliopsida; Caryophyllales; Amaranthaceae. The transcript is spliced from 10 exons. Gene Ontology annotation, cellular component: endosome; Golgi apparatus; trans-Golgi network. The record is from RefSeq and is a predicted model, not a curated record. The coding region runs from base 380 to 2443 and encodes 687 amino acids.
CUCAAUUCUAAUCUCACGUGGGAAAUAUUUGCACUUGAUCACCCUUUUGACUCUUCACUCUCCCAACCCCCCAACACCUUUUCUUUUCCUUUUCUUUUCUUUUUCUAACUUCUGUAAAUCUGUAAACUAACCUAAAACCUUUGAAACUUAGUACACAAUAUCUUGUUGAUGUACUACAAAUCUAGUCACACUGCAUAGAUGUUUUAGAGGGAGAAAUUAAGGAAAAAAUUAUCAACAUUCUCUUCUUAUUGUGAAAAUAAAAAACUUCAAUUUUCCUUUUUUUUCUUAAUUAUGAUAAUUUUUUGUAAUUAAAGAAAUCUAUGUCUUAUUAUGUUGGUGAAAUCCAAUCUUUUGGGACUAAAAUAGUGUAAUCAAGAAGAUGAAAGUGAGAUGGGUGGCAAUAAAAAGUGAAGGAAAAAAAGGAAAGAUGAAAUGGGGUGGUUUUCUUAUGAUUCUUUCUCUUACAAUUUUCUCUCUUUUUACACUUUUAUUGCUUGCUAGAUAUACUCUUAAACAAACCAAUGCUUUUGAUAAUGGAGGUUAUGAUUUUCAGUCCCUUUCUUCAUUUACUAUCUUUGCUUGGAAACCCAUCUUUAGAAGCUCAGAUCUUCCCAGAAAUCAGAGUCCCCUGCACAAAAGGCUAUGGGGCCCAGUUAGGGAGUUGGGUUCUUUGCAUCCUCAUGCCAAUCCUCAAGGACCCUAUUCUGCUCCCAAUUUGCAAUCCACGGGCUUUCUUUUCGUCCGGAUUCGAGGGGGUUUUCAUGAGAUUCGGAAUGCAAUCUCAGAUGUUGUUGCUGUAGCACGGCUACUCAAUGCUACUCUUGUGAUCCCCGAGAUACUCUCGACCACUAGUAGUAAGGGAAUUAGCUCAGAGUUUAAAAGUUUUGCUUAUUUAUACAACGAAGAUCAGUUCAUAGCAGCAUUAGCCAAAGAUGUCAAUAUUACUAGAACUCUUCCUAAGAAUAUUAAGGAGGCAAGGAAGAAAAAGGCCGUCCCUUUGUAUAGCGUGCCAAGUUCAGCAUCUCCGUAUUUCUAUUUGCAUCAAGUUUUGCCUAUGUUGAGGAAGCACUCUGUUGUCGAACUUGUGGUCUCUGAUGGUGGCUGUUUGCAGUCAAACCUUCCUCCCGAUCUUAAAGAGUAUCAGAGGUUGAGAUGUAGGGUUUCUUUUCACGCCCUUCAGUUCCGUCAGGAAGUCCAAGAGCUUGCCACAAAUAUUUUGAGAAGAUUACGACUCCCUGGGAGGCCGUUCAUUGCAUAUGAACCAGGGAUGACCAGAGAGGCUUUGGCAUACUAUGGGUGCGCGGAGCUUUUUCAGGAUGUGCAUAUGGAACUUAUUCAACACAAAAGGUCAUGGAUGAUAAAACGAGGAAUCAUAAAAGGAAAACUUUUAGUGGAUUCCGCUGAGCAAAGGCUCAAUGGUUCGUGUCCUCUCAUGCCGGAAGAGGUUGGUCUCAUUCUUCGUGCCUAUGGAUAUCGGGCUGACACAUUGAUAUAUGUCUCAGGUGGAGAAAUAUUCGGUGGCCAGAGAAUACUAAUCCCGAUGCAUGCAAUGUUUGAUAACAUAGUUGAUAGGACUUCUCUUAGCACUAAUUAUGAGCUUACUAGGCUAUACGGUCGUGAGGUAAAUCCGGUGAACCCUCCAUCUAGAGUGCCCUUUGCAAUAGUAAAAGAAAGUAAGCUAGAAGCGGGGCAAAAGGCCGGUCCAAGGCCCCAUCCGUUACCACCCCCUCCUGCGCGGCCAAAAUAUCCGCACAAUAUUGAAGGGUGGUGGGGUUGGGUAGCUGAGAGCGAUAAUGAACCUGAUAGUACCGUGAUGGAACUCAGAACUAAUGCUCAUAAGUUGCUCUGGGAGGCCAUUGAUUAUAUUGUUUGUGUGGAAGCUGAUGUUUUUAUCCCGGGAUUUGAUCGUGAUGGCAAGGGACGCCCGAAUUUCGCAAGCUUGGUUAUGGGUCACCGUCUGUAUCAAUCUGCUGCCGCGAUUACAUUUAGACCAAACCGAAAAGAAGUAGCUAAACUCAUAGACGAUCUUCGAGAGAGCAUGCACCCAACUAACCGAACAUGGCUUUCAUCAAUACGAAAGCAUCUAAAACAAACAUUGCUUGAUGGUCUUGUGGAAGCAUUCAACUUGUCCAAACCGCUCUCCUUUCUCUCGCAUCCCAUUCCUGAGUGUUCUUGCUCAAGAGGAGAAAACAGCCCUUCAACCGAUUUCAACCCACGAGCUGCUUUGAAAAUUCGGAGAAUCUGCCCUGCUUGGAUGGGCGUCAGUACAAACUUGAGGCGAAAAGAAAAGGAAACCGAUGAUGAAGUUUAUGUCGAUGAUGGCUUUAUAUCGUCAUUUUUUGUACGUGCAACGGGAAAGCUAGGGGUAGAUAUUGGAGGAAACGGAAGCCAAGAAGAAACACGGUUGGAGGAUCAAGAUGAGCUCGAAAAUGGGGACAGAUGACAAAAUAUACAACACAUUUCCUCGAGAUCGUGUACAUAAACAAACAUUGGACAGGUUGGAAAAUUUUCGUACUUCUGCUAUUGAUUGGCAUCUUUCCGAUUCUUUGGCCAGCAGCAUUAACUCAAGUAAGUCUAGUUAGAAGCAUUUGGCUGUUUUUCACAUAUAAUUGUUUGAAAAUGGCUAUGAAUUUAUCUUUAUAGUCCCUCCACAUUAGAUUUUUUGUUUUCAUUUACAUAGAGAAAUAUAGUAGAUGAUACUUGAUCAGUGUCAAUUUACCAUUUCAGCAAAUGCAAAUGGUAGAUGAUAUUUUAUCUUUUUUUAUUACAAGGUAGGCUGUGAGGAGGGCAUAAUUAGGUGAGAAUCGAACUAAAGACCUUAUCUAAGGAAAUGGUAGUUGCUUGAAUUAAGACAAGACCUAAUUCUCCAUUAUUUUACUCGCAAUGUUUGACUCGUAUGCCUCAAAUGGUAGGUAUUACUCAUGUGAUUGUACUAGUUUGUUAUAAAGUAUUAGAGUAACAUAACACAUUGAAUUGUUUGUGCUUCAUAUUUAUGUAAAGUUGUAGAUGAUAUAUAUAGUAAGGAUCAGUCAAAUUUAAUCCAUUUGUUACUACAAAUGAAAGGUUGAUUGGAAUUGGAAUAAACAUGUUAAAGUGUGUUUAACA